This is a messenger RNA of Chionomys nivalis (European snow vole), 558 nucleotides long. RefSeq names its product mannose binding lectin 2 (gene Mbl2). The transcript has 3 exons. The record is from RefSeq and is a predicted model, not a curated record. NCBI's taxonomy places the organism in Eukaryota, Metazoa, Chordata, Mammalia, Rodentia, Cricetidae. Bases 1 to 558 code for a protein of 185 amino acids.
AUGCUAAAGCCCUUCCAGGAGUCUGAGGCUUUGGUACCUGCUAUGCAGAAGAUGCUUGUGAUGCCGCAAUGCUUAAUUUUCAUCGUCAGUGUGGCUGGAUUCCAUGACGCCCUCUGGCAAGGAGACGAUGAGCAGGCAGUUUUCACAGAGGGCAGAGAGACCAUUAUUUUGGUAGAUAGUUGGGGGGUGCUCUUCUCUAAGAGUGAACAAGUCGGAAAGAAGUUCUUUGUGAGCAGUGGUAGAAAGACGAACUUUGAUGGAGCGAAGGCUCUGUGUGCCCUAAUACAGGGCUCGGUGGCCACUCCCAGGAAUGGUGAGGAAAACAGGGCCCUCCAGAACGUGGCUAAAGACAUCGCCUACCUGGGAAUAACAGAUAAGAGGACUGAAAACCGGUUUGAGGAUUUGACAGGCAGGAGAGUGCACUACACUAACUGGAAUGGGGGUGAGCCCAAUAACACCGGCCUUAAGGAACACUGUGUGGUGCUCUUGUUGGAUGGCAAGUGGAAUGAUGUCCCCUGUGACGACACCUUUUUAGCAGUCUGUGAAUUCUCUGAGUGA